CGCCACUAACAGUGCGUAGUGCCCUGCAGAAGAAGACGCUCGCAGUCGACCAUCCUGCCUCUGUAACCAACUGAAAGUUGAUUAACAAACAUACAAACAAACGCUAUGGCUUUUCAAAGUCAUAUCGUCUCUCUGGUGGUGAUUCUGCUAUUAACCGAAUGGAACGAUUCUGUCCACGCAACAAAGACAAACGAAUCGUCUACCAUCGAACUCGGCGAUCAGCAAACGUCCGAUCAAUAUUAUCGACCUUACAACGGCGCUAAUCGACGUCCAGCUUACCCUACAUACGGCUAUAACCAACGUCCCAGUUAUGCAGUCAACAAUCAACGGCCGGCAGUUUACAAUCCACGGCCAACGUAUACGACACGACGGCCAAACUACCCAGUUUCUAACAACAAUUACAGGCCACCCGCAACAUCGUCCGAUCGUUUUACAAGUGGACUGUGCAGUUCAUCGCCCAACACGUACCAGCAGUACGGAAUAUGCUGGGACGCGGCCGCUCAAGGAAUGCAAAUCGGCUCGCAUUUAUCGAUUGAAAAUUUCGUUCGUUUCUACGUCGGUAACAUGGAAAACGAUUCAUUCGAUUAUCAGGACACGGGCAGAUAUUACGACGCCAUUUGCGAGCAAAGCAAGCGUUUCAAUGGCGUCGGGAUUUUAUGUUCGUAUUCGGACGACGAAGACUAUUGCACCGAUCAUCACAUCGCUGGAGGCCAAAACGACAUUACUGCCGUGUCGCAAAUGUGCUGGAACCAGCGAUGCAUUUGCAUAGUAGGAGACCGAUACGAGGAACUGGCAUUAGCUAUGCGUCCAAGUCUAUCUCAGCCUCCGUAUGUCGUGUCCAACAUUCCUGGUGGAUAUACUGGACCAGUUACCACUCAGGCCAUCCAACAGCAUGUCCAGCAAACAUUGGCCGCUGCCGGCAUUCAUUGGCAACCACCGUUCGGCUAAUGUUGUUCCUUCAAUCAUGUGGCUAUCUUUAUCUACUCUGUUUUUUUUUUCUAAAUG
Molecule: messenger RNA, 1005 nt
Organism: Daphnia carinata
Lineage: Eukaryota; Metazoa; Arthropoda; Branchiopoda; Diplostraca; Daphniidae
Exons: 2
Coding region: 106-948 (280 amino acids)
Source: RefSeq, a predicted model, not a curated record